This is a messenger RNA of Dioscorea cayenensis subsp. rotundata (Guinea yam), 1842 nucleotides long. Its product is annotated as protein IQ-DOMAIN 1-like. The transcript is spliced from 4 exons. NCBI's taxonomy places the organism in Eukaryota, Viridiplantae, Streptophyta, Magnoliopsida, Dioscoreales, Dioscoreaceae. Gene Ontology annotation, molecular function: protein binding. Bases 322 to 1623 code for a protein of 433 amino acids. The record is from RefSeq and is a predicted model, not a curated record.
UACUCAAUUUUAUCUUUUUGCACUCAAUCUAGUGGUCAAGCCUUGUGUGCAUAAUAAUCAGCUCCCGUGACAAAUGAUAAAUGCAAUCGGCGCCCUCUCUCUCACGUCCCUGCACUUAUUACCACCCACCACACCGUCAAACCCAUCCCUUUUUCUCUCUUCCUCCUCCACCAUUUCUUUAUUGUUUAUUUUAGUUCUUUCAUUCUUCUUCUUCUUCUUUUUUUAAAUCACAGGCUCACUGAUCAUCUCCAUCUUAAAACACUGGGCAGUGCGUUUCUCUUUAUCACAAUCUCAUCAGCUGCCAAUAUUGUUUCUCUAAUUAUGGGGAAAAAGAGCAGUUGGUUGUCAUCUGUUAAAAGAGUAUUCAAAUCCAACAGCACCAAAGAACCAGAACCAAAGAUAGUGCAAGUGGAUGAGGAGAUGCCGGAGAUUGUACAAGUGGAGCAUUUUCCCGGGGAGACAUCGCCAGAUAUGACCAAUGAUGUGGAUGUGGAUGUGUAUGUAGAGGGGGAUGGGGAGGAGGAGGAGGAGGAGAGAGAACGGGCAAGGGUGGUGGCGGAGGCGACGGCAGCUGCUGCUCAGGCGGCGGUGGUGGCCGCUAGAGCGGCUGAGAGGGUUGUCCGGCUCGCCGGAGGUUAUGGCCGUGUUUCCAGAGUGGAAGAUAAGGCUGCUGUUCUUAUUCAGUCCUGUUACCGUGGCUACCUGGCCCGUCGUGCCCUGCGUGCGCUGCGAGGUCUAGUGAGAUUGCAAGCGCUGGUGCGCGGGCACAACGUGCGGAAACAAGCGCAGAUGACGAUGCGGAGCAUGCAAGCGCUGGUGCGAGUGCAGGCCCGUGUACGCGCGCGCAGACUUCAGCGCUUGCGCGACAAGGACCCGCAACAUCUCUUUCACAACGCCAGAACCAGCAUGCACCAACAUGAGGUCGACAAAGAAUCAGAUCAAGAGGAGAAGAUGAUCAAUAGUAGUGAAGAUGGAAACAUAAUGAUGAUGAAGGACAUGGGAAUGAGUUGGGAUGGAAGAAAGCAAAGCUUAGAGACUAUCAAAGCUCAUUCUAUGAGGAAACAUGAUGCUCUUAUUAAAAGGGAAAGAGCACUUGCCUAUGCUUUUGCUUGCCAGAGGCCGGAGAUGGAGAAACCACAGUGGGGAUGGAACUGGUUGGAGCGUUGGAUGGCAACACAGCAAUGGCAAUGCCGAAACUCUGCACCAGAACAGCACCCUGAAACUUCAUUUACUACCAUGACAAGCACUGAUGAUCUUUCUGAAAAAACAGUGGAGAUGGACACAGGACGCACAUCCUUUCCUAACAAUUCAUCCAGUUAUAAUAAUAAUAAUAAUAAUUAUAAUGACGACAAUAUUAUUAGUAAUAAUAAUAAUGGACGGAGAAAUGUUCCAAGUUACAUGGCAGCCACAAAGUCAGCAAGAGCCAAGGUGAGAACAAGCAACGAAUUACAUCAUCAAGGUGGCCAAAUGAGGAACAGAGGGCAUUAUGGUAAUUGGCCCCGUGUGCAUGCACGACGCCAGCAAACUGGUUAUAGUCCGGACUCAAGCUGCGGUGGGGGAGGCGGCGGUCUCGACGGCGAUGAUCUAACGCCACCGCGUGGCCGGAGAAGUUUGUAUGUUUGAUUAUGGUGUGGAGACCUUAAGUUGGAUGUGAGAACAUAUAUAUAUAAUAAGUUAUCAGUUAUGUAUGUAUUUGCAUGGUUGAACAUGUUGAUUUAUGAAAUGUCUGUGUGGUUUUGGAUGGGAGUUAAUAAGAUACGUGUAUGUAUGUAUGUAUGGUAGGAGGGAUGUAGUAGUUUAUUAUGGUGGUGUAUGAAAGACAUGCAUCUUUGAAUUUAUUUC